Molecule: messenger RNA, 819 nt
Organism: Adineta ricciae
Lineage: Eukaryota; Metazoa; Rotifera; Eurotatoria; Adinetida; Adinetidae
Source: the annotation of a GenBank genome assembly
AUGACUUCAAGACAAGUAUAUCUAGCAGUUUUUCUCCUCCUGACAAUCAUUCAUGAUUUAACAGCAACUGUUGAUCUUCACGAUUUUCCUCGAAUAUUAACUCGCACACACAAUCAAACUGUCAAUGUAUCUGAUACAGUUAUUCUCACCUGCCAUGUAACAAAUCUUGGCAAUCAUCAUGUGACGUGGCUAAAAUACGAUCGAAAUACGUCGAUGUUUCUACCGUUGACUGUAGGCGAACAAGUGUUUCUUUCCGAUACACGUUAUUCGGUAUCGUCCUAUUCCAUUUCAUCUGUGAAUUCCUACUGGAAUCUGGAAAUUUACAAAGCACAAUUAUCUGACGAGAGUACUUAUGAAUGUAAAAUCUCCAAUCGCCGUCGUAGUGUCUCAAUUAAAAUCCAUUUACAUGUUCAAAUACCAAUGAGUAUUCAACCGUCGAGAUUAUAUGUUGAACCCGGUGCAGAAGUUGAACUCGAUUGUACGAUUUACAAUGUCAACACGUCGUCGAUCACGUGGCAUUUUUCCAGCUACAAUCAGACAUAUCAUUACAAUGAUUAUCUCUAUGAUAUCCAUGAAAAGAAUCAGUAUGAAAAGAAUAUUUCAAAGUCGCAAUUGAUUAUUCGUCAUGCUCAACCGUACCACUCGGGAUUAUGGACGUGUACGUAUCGAAGACAACGUCGUAGUGCAAGAAUAGUUGUUGUUAAAGGCGCUAUGCAACGUUUGUUAUUAAACAAUCAUGCAAACUCGUAUGUACAAUGUACAAUGAGUCUCAUCUUAUUUGCACUUCUCCUUGGCCAUCAUAUAACUCGUCGAAUCUAA